AUGAGUAAUAGAUUAGUGGCUAUAGGAUAAAACUCUUUGAUUCCAAUUAAAGCAACAGGUAAAUUGGGUGAUGAAUUUUUUGAUAAACCAGAAUAUGAACCAAAUUCAAUGGAAUUACUUAAAAAAAAAGAGAGACAUCAAGAAUUAAGAGAUAAAGGAUAUUUAAUUAAGGAUAAACUAAUUGAAGAUGUUCCUGAUGAUAUACCAUUUUAUGAAAUUUUUGAUCCUCCUAAUGAAAAUUAUAGAAAGAUCUUUUAUCCUCAAGAUUUAAAAUCAAAAGUAGCUUACAAUUAUCAUUCUCCAAAUUUUGAGAAUAAUGAACAAUUUUUAGUUGAUUAAGAAGAUAUAGAGUAAGCAGAAUAAGCAAUUAAAUAAUAAUAAGAAGCGAAUAUGAGAAAAGAAUCAAAAUUAUAAAGAUUGAAUCAAUAAUUUAAAAAAUAGAAAGAAUUAGAAGCAGAAAUAGAAAGAAGAUAGAGAUAAGAUCAAGCAAUUGAAAAUGUAAAGAGAGAAAGAAUUUCAAGUAAACAUCCAAUAUCAUCACCAUCAAAAAAUCAGCCUUAAAAGGUCAGUCCUCAUUUACCAUUUAAAAAUUAUGGUUUGGCAAUAGUUGGUCCAAAGGGUAAAAUGUCAAUGCAAAAAGAUAAUAAAAAUAAUAAAGUUCUCUCAAAAAAGUAGUAAAAAAUAGAGGAUGAUGAUGAAAAUUAAAAGAAAAAAACUGUAACGUUUGCUGAAGAAGAUGAAGUGAAAUAUAUACCUAAAAAUUGGAAAUCUCAAUCUGAAGAGCUUAGGGAAUUAAUUAAACAAAAUAAGAAAAAUAAGAAGUUUAAAUGA
This is a messenger RNA of Paramecium pentaurelia, 831 nucleotides long. The record is from the annotation of a GenBank genome assembly. NCBI's taxonomy places the organism in Eukaryota, Ciliophora, Oligohymenophorea, Peniculida, Parameciidae.